Molecule: messenger RNA, 2888 nt
Organism: Clupea harengus (Atlantic herring)
Lineage: Eukaryota; Metazoa; Chordata; Actinopteri; Clupeiformes; Clupeidae
Gene: fam168b
Product: family with sequence similarity 168 member B
Exons: 7
Coding region: 817-1434 (205 amino acids)
Source: RefSeq, a predicted model, not a curated record
UAAACGACGCAUUCACAGUGCAGAGCGAAUUCUAAUGAUAUGCAUAACUUUUACAUGUGACCUUUUCGUACCCGCAUCAUGUGAUAUGGGUGCAAUCACUGUGGAGCCUCAAUGAACGUACUCGGAAGUGACGCCCGUUGCUAGAGGCUUGUUACGCAGCAUUCCCAGAGAGGAGGACAGAGAAAGGCAAAUCGGAACGAAAACAUCAAAUUCAUUCCCGACUAUAGUAUUUCAGGACACAAUCGCUGUUACUCAUACAGCACUUACGACCGUAAGUAACAUAUUCAAUAUGAUCAUAUUCAUAACACUGCUGAUUUAACCUUUACCUGUUGCCAAGAUAUAUGAUCGAGAGGUGGAUGAAGGGUGAAUGAGAUAACCGGGACUGCGAGAUGCUGAAGCAGCCCUGCAGUGCAAUGCAAUGCAUUGCAAUUUUUUUUGCGCGGCCUGUGUCAGGCGAUGAAUCUUUGUCGCAUAUUCUUGGACGACUGAACACCAUGGUUAAUUAUUUUCUCGAGUGUUGAAUCAGGUAUCCUACUUGUAGCAAUGGUGUUAACGUGUUGUAAAUCAUGUAACACAACAGUAUACAGUCAGUGUACACGGACGAGACGAACAACGUUAGCACUUCAGCUAGCUAAUUGAAAGCCAUGCUUCGAUUACACGCAUGGUAACCACACAAUUUCUGGUCGACUGGUGUGUACUGCAUCUUGAAGAUACAGCGAUUUUUUUUAUUCCGUUUGACCUCAUCACCAUGUUGUCCUGCUGGUGAAAAUGAAACUGAACAUCGUUCUCAAUUAACCUUGUUAAAAUGGCGCCAGUAUGUGUUUACUAGCUAAGAAUUCAAACAUGAAUCCAGUCUACAACCCUGCACAAACAGGGGUCCCAUACGCCAACCAAAAAGGAAUGGGAUACCCAGCGAGCUUUCCUGUGGGUUAUGCUGCUGCUCCACCUUUUUCUCCCAAUAUGUACCCCGGAGCCAAUCCUGCAUUCCCCACAGGGUACGCUCCGGGGACACCAUUCAAAAUGUCCUGUUCUCCCACCACUGGUGCUGUCCCGCCUUACUCCUCAUCGCCCAACCCUUACCCUGCAGCCGUCUACCCAGUGAGGAGCACCUACCCACAACAGAACCCCUAUGCACAGCAGCAAGGCGCUUACUACACACAACCCCUCUACGCCGCCCCACCCCACGUCAUUCAUCACACUACCGUGGUGCAGCCCAAUGGGAUGCCAGCUGCCAUGUAUGCCCAACCUCCCCGCCAUAAUGGUGUUGCCAUGGGAAUGGUUGCAGGGACCACUAUGGCUAUGUCAGCUGGUAGGUAUCAGGGGACCUUGUUAACGACUCACUCCCCCACUCAAGUGCCCCCUCACACGGUCCAGAUGCCCCAAUACCGACCCCCUGGCACACCCACCUACAGCUACGUGCCCCCGCAGUGGUGAGCAAAUGGCACGGUCAGAAGAUGGUAGAUAUGCAUUCACGAAGUCCAGUGUUUAACAGUUGGUGCUGAUAUCGCACAGCGUUAUCUGACUAGUUGUUUUUCCUCAAACAAAAUAUGAAUCUUAAUCCGGCGAUAAGCAGAAACUAAAAACAAAGUGUUCAAUAAGACCAUAAGGAAAGGGAUGGAGUCGUCCCCCUCAACACUACAUUUCCCAGCAUCACUCUCUCCCCACCUGCUGCAUAUCUUGCGUCAGAUGACUAGGUCUCUAUGGAAACUUGUGUUUUGUGGACUUGUCUUGCAAUUUUUUAUAUUUCUAAACACUUCAAAGGGGUGCAAAGGGAGUUCGAAAAUUGUUUUUAUUUGGAAUCCAUAUCUAGUUGAAUGCAUGUAUAUAUUGAAAAUUGAUAUUAAUAAUAAUAAUAAUAAUAAUAAUUCUAGCUCAAUCUACCUACCAUGACCAUUGUUAAGAAGCAAAAAUCCAAAGUACAGUUAAGUAAGAAAAAAAAAAAGGUCAAUAUGGAGUAAAAUUAACUUUGUAUAACAAAUGCGCAACGUCUGGAGGAAUCUACCAUGCAAAAUGCAGUGAAGUAUCUUUUGAGUCUUUAUAGUUUGGGUGGGGGCUCUGGGUAAAUGGCUAUGUUUUUUUUUUUUGGGGGGGGGGGGUACAUGCUGCCAGCAUGGUUUCAUUUCUUUAGGCAGCGUUGCCUUCAUCUGGCUUUCUCUGAGGGUAGAAGGGGAGGUUUUGAGCUUGUGCCUCUGCUUUAGAUAAACCGCAGACACUCCCAUUCCACUAAGUCACCAUACCUUUAGCUUUUUAUUUUUUUUAGAUAAACAGCAAACACUCCCAUUCCACUAAGUCAUCAUACCUUUAGCUUUUAUUUUUUACCCUCAGAGUAUUUUGGAACAAAGUAUAUGUGUGUAUGUGCGCAUGUCUCAUUGCCAGUUUGCCUGUGUGAGUUAUUUUUUGUUGUGUGUCAAAAAAACAGUGGAACAGGCCUUGUGGAGUUGCGUGAUUGGUGGUGUCUGUGAGUGAGGUUGUGUGUGUGUGUGUGUGUGUGUGUGUGUGUAUGUGUGUGUGUUUCACGCCUUACUCCCUGUUUUUGCUUUGGUUUUUGUUGUCACGUCUCUACAGCGACAAGAGAAUCAUUGCAAAUCUGACUUUUUUUUAAUUAUUAUUAUUUUAAAAGGAGAUUUCUUUCUAAAUUGAAUUUGGUUGAUAACCUGACACUACUGAAAGACACAGAUAUCUCAAAUUGGAGUUGAGUCAGAAGGGCCCAAAUGUUACAUUGCUUUUUUUACCUCACAGUUGCACCAUAACUGACUGAUUUUCAUUGUCUUUUUACUUAUCUAUAUAGGUUGCCUUUGUCACCUCAGUUAAAGAAUGUUUUGUAAUGUUUUUUUGUGGUUUUGUUUUGUAUUUUCAAGAAAGACCAAAAAUAAAUACAAUUAUGAGAA